Neltuma alba is the source of this 859-nucleotide messenger RNA. RefSeq names its product protein CROWDED NUCLEI 4-like. NCBI's taxonomy places the organism in Eukaryota, Viridiplantae, Streptophyta, Magnoliopsida, Fabales, Fabaceae. Gene Ontology annotation, biological process: nucleus organization. The annotation marks the transcript as partial. Gene Ontology annotation, cellular component: nucleus. The transcript is spliced from 3 exons. The record is from RefSeq and is a predicted model, not a curated record.
CGUUGGCCAAGAAAAAAAGGAAGGAAGAAAAGAAAUAGUCUCAGUAGUAAAGCUGUCUCCACUUUCAUCUUUGAAGGCACAACCGGGAAAGCCAUCGGGGUGGUGGGGUUCUAAGGAAGUGUCGCGAAGGAUUUAUCUGCGUUUUUGAGAGCUGAAUCCGAGAACCACAAGACCAAUUGGACUUUAGGGUUUUCUGGCAAUUGGGGGAAGCGUAGAUGGCGACUCCUUCUCCUUCUGCUCAGCCCUUGUCAAUCACUCCCCGUUCUAGGGUUAGAAGCCCUCUCAGUGACGAUGAGAUCUGGUUGCGCCUCAAACGAGCUGGCUUGGACGAGGAGUCGAUUAAACAGAAGGACAAGGCGGCGCUUGUGGCCUAUAUCGCCAAGCUCGAGGCUGAGAUCUAUGAUCAUCAACACCACAUGGGCCUUCUCAUAUUGGAGAGAAAAGAAUUGGCUUCCAAGUAUGAGCAACUCAAGGCUUCAACUGAAUCUUCUGAGUUGUUUCAUAAACGUGAUUUAGCUAUGCAGCUGUCUGCUUUAGCUGAAGCAAGGAAACGAGAAGAAAAUUUGAAAAAGACGGUGGAAGUGAAAAAAGAGUGUAUAGCUAGUCUUGAGAAGGCCUUGGGUGAGAUGCGUUCUGAAUGUGCUGAAACAAAAGUUGCAGCUGAUAGUAAAUUUGCUGAAGCCCAUCGUUUGAUAGAUGAAGCACAGAAGAAAUUUACUGAGGCUGAGGCCAAUGUGCGUGCUGCUGAAUGUUUACAAGCAGAAGCUAGUCGAUAUAACAGUGUUGCAGAAAGGAAGCUUCGGGAUGUUGAAGCACGUGAAGAUGACCUUCGGAGGCGUACCAUAUCUUUCAAGUCAGA